AUGAGCGAUAACGCUCAUGGAGAGCCGAGAGCUUCUCGAGAAGACCACCUGCAUGAGGCUGUGGCAGACGAGGAAGCCCAGCUCUUGCUGGCUACCGAGCAAUUCGACUUUGAGGAAAACGCCGAGACUCAGCAUCCUACACCACGACGCCGUGUUAAGUUCCUUCAGAGAAUCGCAGGACCGGAUCCUCCCCGGAUUCAAAGCAUCAAGGGAUUCUUUCCAUCUGUCCAACGAUAUCCUAUCAGCAUUGUUGAUCGCUAUUUCGCAACUCUUACACGCAAGAUCGUUCUGUUGACCACGUUCUUACUCCUCUGGAUAAUUGCAUAUUCCAUUCCCUUAUAUGCUGGAAAUUGCGCGAUUAAGGAUGCCCGCAACGACUACGUAGUCAACUUGGAUUGCGUUGAUACCCUUUGGAGGCGCAAGAACCUGUGUGGACUUGAUGGACUAGACUGUCGCCCGGGAGGCUGUGGUAGACUCAGCAGAUCUGGCGAGCAGAAGAGCUUUCCGGGUGUCGAGAGAAACGGUAUCGAAUCGAUACCCUUUGACUCCAACUUUCCAUCUUCGUUCACCUUUUCAUCCGAGUCAGACAUCACUUGCAGCAGGGACCCGCGCCAACUCUUGCUCUACAUGUCACUCUUCUUCACUGCCAUCUUUUCGAUCUUCACAACGUCGCCAGCCUUGCAGUUCUUCGUCGUCUUCAUAGCCAUUUUUACUCAUGUCGGCCUAGCAUCUGAUCCUCCAACAGCCUCUCAUUUCAAUAUUUCCGUCCUCCCGGAUCACAUCUCAUCCCUCGCUGGAAGAUUGCUUCCAGCACUGUUCUGCGCCGCCAUCAUUUACAAGACUUGUGUUUCAAGGGCUUUAUCUGGCUUGGAAGCGCAGUUUGAAAAGGGCUUGUUCUGGCUAGGAGGUUUCUGGCUUGGAGCCCUCUCCAACUACACAUUGGAUUGGAUUCCCAUUAAUCGACUCACGGCACAUGAUUUGGAGCAGCAACCUGGAGCCAAGGUGGCACUCGCCGCCAUCAUUUGUAUCCUUGUAUUAAUCGUCUGCCAGCAAGUAUACGUCUUUUGGUUGGAGAGACGCAUGUUACCAUAUCUCGUUCUAUAUGGACUCUUCAUUCUUGGGAUCGUUUUCUUUGUCGUCAUACCGGGACUCGACCUUCGCAUUCACCACUAUAUCUUGGCCCUCCUGCUACUCCCCGGUACGAGCGUCCAGACUCGAUCUUCACUGUUGUAUCAAAGCAUAUUGUUAGGCCUUUUCGUCAACGGGAUCGCUCGAUGGGGUUUUGACUCUGUUCUGCAAACACCUGCCGAUCUGCGUCAGGACGGUGCCUUUAAUUCUUUCGUCCCUACAAUAGACACGCCAGUCAUUGCAUCAACCACAGAAGGAUUCAACAUUUCAUUCUCCUGGCAGGGGGCACCAACGCCCCUCUUUAAUGGCAUCAGUGUGCUCGUAAACGACGUCGAGCGCUACCGCCGCUUCUUCCCCGAGGCCACCUCCGCCUACAACUUCUCGUGGACACGGACGACAGACUUUGAACUUCCAGAAUACUUUCGUUUUGCUUAUAUGCGAGACAGAAUGGCGUUGGAUUACACAAAAGCAGGUACCUGGUUUGCAAACGGGACUUGGAGUAUGCCAGAACCAGACAGUGUGUAG
Fusarium falciforme is the source of this 1653-nucleotide messenger RNA. RefSeq names its product LCCL domain-containing protein. Bases 1 to 1653 code for a protein of 550 amino acids. The transcript has 2 exons. The record is from RefSeq and is a predicted model, not a curated record. Lineage: Eukaryota; Fungi; Ascomycota; Sordariomycetes; Hypocreales; Nectriaceae.